AUGACAGAUAAUCGUCGACCAGCACGUAUUCAUCGAUUUCGACCAUCAAUGAUUACACCAACUGAUGAUGCCAUACCCGACUAUAUGAAUUUAAUGGGCAUGAUGUUUUCUAUGUGUUCAUUAAUGCUUAAAAUAAAAUGGUGUGCAUGGAUUGCAGUAUUUGCUGCAUUAGUUGGUUUUGCUAAUUCACGUACAAGCGAUGAUGCAAAACAAGUUCUUAGUAGUUUUAUGCUUUCUAUUUCUGCUGUUGUCGUAACUUAUAUGCAAAAUCCUGCUCCGAUGACAAUACCGUUUCUACAAUAA
Molecule: messenger RNA, 303 nt
Organism: Adineta steineri
Lineage: Eukaryota; Metazoa; Rotifera; Eurotatoria; Adinetida; Adinetidae
Source: the annotation of a GenBank genome assembly